Messenger RNA from Hyaloscypha bicolor E, 477 nucleotides. RefSeq lists its product as uncharacterized. The coding region runs from base 1 to 477 and encodes 158 amino acids. The transcript has 2 exons. The record is from RefSeq and is a predicted model, not a curated record. NCBI's taxonomy places the organism in Eukaryota, Fungi, Ascomycota, Leotiomycetes, Helotiales, Hyaloscyphaceae.
AUGUCGACCUCAGCAAUCUCCUUUGAGGAUGCGAGAACGGCCCUCGCAGAAGAUGGGUUCUAUUGUAUACAAGAUCCGACGGUGGGGCUACGUAUUUCAGAGAUGGAGCGAAAUAGUUCCCAGUUCUCUUCUUCGUCGAAAGCUGGACUGGAAUUCUGCAAAUCCAAUGUCCUGAAGGAUGAGCGUAUCCGGACCAUCCUUGAGUCCUCCUUCGACUGGUGUGGUUUAGGAUAUUACCAGAGGAUCGCCGAAGACCAAGGUCACAUUUUCCAGCUCAGGAAGGGCGGCGAAAAACCUGAUAUUCUGUGUGUUCACCUAUGGAGCAAGGGAUCGCGAGUGAUAUAUUACCGCGGUUCGCACCUAAUCCCGUGGAAGAGUGUUCGUGCAGCAAAUCGUAUGUGGGAGAUCCCAUUUGCUGCCCUAGCACGAGCAGGAAUCCUUGGAACGGAAAUUUUCUUCGAGAAUGGCGGAUUAUAA